Molecule: messenger RNA, 5396 nt
Organism: Cydia amplana
Lineage: Eukaryota; Metazoa; Arthropoda; Insecta; Lepidoptera; Tortricidae
Gene: Slik
Product: serine/threonine-protein kinase 10
Exons: 29
Coding region: 348-5390 (1680 amino acids)
Biological process (GO): protein phosphorylation
Molecular function (GO): protein serine/threonine kinase activity; ATP binding
Source: RefSeq, a predicted model, not a curated record
AUAAAAUAAAAGAUGAAGCGACUAUGUUGUAGUCAUUUCUGAUGAAAUGAAACGUAGAUGAUCUAUCUUGUCUUUGUCAACUUAGUUGACGAAAUCAAAAUGGCGUCUUUCACGGGAUAACGCAUAUCCGCCGCACACUGGACAGUUUUAAUUAUCGUGGGUGUGACUAAUAUAAGUGAAAAGGAUUACAAGUGAACAAUAAUAUAGUGCCAAACUAUUUAAGUGCCUAAAAUAUUCAGACUUAAGUUUCUUAUCGUUGCUAUACAGGACUAUUUGCAAAGAGGAGCGCGCGCGCUUCUACACGAUGAGUACAGGCGGUUGAGGCGGCCGCGCGCGCCACUACAGACAUGUCGUUCUUUAAUAAUCUUAAGAAGGUGCUCCACCUCGGCGGCGGCAAUGACGCGAAGAAGAAAAAGGUGUUCAACAACAUCCGCGACAACAGCGACCCCACCGAGAUCUGGGACAUGGUCGGCGAGCUGGGCGAUGGCGCGUUCGGGAAGGUGUACAAAGCGCAACACAAGACCACCGGGCAGCUCGCCGCCGCCAAGAUGUGCGUGCUCGACAACGAGGACGACCUCGCCGACUUCACCGUCGAGAUCGACAUCCUCAGCGAGUGCCGGCACCCCAACGUGGUGGAGCUGCACGAGGCGUACUUCAUCGAGAACAAGCUGUGGAUGCUACUAGAAUACUGUGAUGGCGGCGCUCUCGACUCCGUGAUGUCCGAGCUCGAGAAAGGCCUCAGCGAGAAGCAGAUAGCCUACGUGUGUCGUGAGAUGACGCGCGGCCUCGAGUUCCUACACUCGCGGCGCGUCAUACACCGCGACCUGAAGGCCGGCAACGUGCUAGCCACCAUGCAGGGCGGCGUCAAGCUGGCGGAUUUCGGCGUCUCGGCGAAGAAUAAGUCCACACUGCAAAAGCACGACACGUUUAUCGGUACGCCGUACUGGAUGGCGCCCGAAGUGGUGCUGUGUGAGACGUUCCGGGACAACCCGUACGAUUUCAAGGUGGACAUCUGGUCUCUAGGCAUCACCCUGAUCGAGUUCGCGCAAAUGGAGCCUCCGAACCACGAGAUGACACCGAUGCGCGUCCUGCUCAAGAUACAGAAGAGUGAGCCACCCACGCUGGAACAGCCCAGCAAGUGGAGCCACGCCUUCAACGAUUUCAUCGCUAAAGCACUAGUCAAGGACCCUGAAAAGAGGCCAACCUCCAGCGAGCUGCUCAAGCAUGAGUUUGUCUCCGGCAACCUGGACUCGAAGCCUCUCCGGGACCUGCUGCUCGAGUACCGGGCUGAGGUGGUUGAGGAAGAACUUCUGGAUGAUGAUUCUGAGGAACAUCGCAGCUCUCAGAUGCAAAUGGAGAUGGAAGAUGACUCGACCUCGGUGCGGUCGGCGGACACGCCGGACGUCAAAAUGUCCGAGCAGGAGCCUGCCGCCGGCGCGACGCCCGCCCCCGCCGCCGCCCCCGCGCCGCCCUCCCCCCGCGCGGCCGCCCCCGCGCCGCCCGCGCCCCCCGCCGCAGCCCCCGCCGCCGCCAAGCGCCCCCACACCGAAGACCAUGUGCCCGCUGACAGGAAACCCGCCCCAAAGAAGGAGAAAGGCCCCGCGCCUUUGCCGCCGGGCGCGUCCCCGCCGGCCUCCCCCGCGCCCGCCCCCGCUACCCCCGCCCCCGCUCCCGCCCCCUCCGCGCCCCGCAAGCCCCCCGCACCUCCACCGCCGCAGCAGGCCGCCGGCGAAUUGCUAGUCGAUCAGGUGUGUCGAGAGGCGGAGAGAGCGGUAGAAGAAAAACAGAAAACGCCCCAGAAAAAAGACCCGAAAGACAAACCGAAACCCGAGCCGAGCCCCGAAAAGGAACCUCCCCGAACGGAGCAGCAGAAUUCCAUCGAGAAGGACGUUAGAGUUAAAAGCAGACCUAGUUCCAUAGUCAGCGAUUCCAGCACGGAAGGAAAGAAAUACAUCAGGACAGACUCCAGCGAGGGGAAGAAGUAUUCCAGAACGAAUUCGGUAGAGAAGGCGGUUGUGGAGAUUGAGAACAGAACUAGGGAGGAGAGUAGGGGGAAGAGCAGAGAACGGCACAGAGAAGAGAGUAAGAGUAUAGAGACGAAUGCUGUUGAAAUUAGGCCUGUUACGCCGCCACAACCCAAAGAGGUCCACAAGCCAUCAGCGCCGCCCGUACCCGCCGUCGCCCAGCAAGUGGUGACCGUGGCCACGCCGGUGCUGGUGGCCGUGAGCGAGCGCGUGUCGCUGCUGGUGGAGCCCGUGGAGCCCAACUCGCUGGCCGCCACGCCCGCCGGCCUGGUCACCGUCACCACCACGCACCCGCCCGUGAUGGCCGCCAACGCUCCCGUGAGUAUACAUAGUGACCUGGCCACGCCGGUGCUGGUGGCCGUGAGCGAGCGCGUGUCGCUGCUGGUGGAGCCCGUGGAGCCCAACUCGCUGGCCGCCACGCCCGCCGGCCUGGUCACCGUCACCACCACGCACCCGCCCGUGAUGGCCGCCAACGCUCCCGUGAGUAUACAUAGUGACCUGGCCACGCCGGUGCUGGUGGCCGUGAGCGAGCGCGUGUCGCUGCUGGUGGAGCCCGUGGAGCCCAACUCGCUGGCCGCCACGCCCGCCGGCCUGGUCACCGUCACCACCACGCACCCGCCCGUGAUGGCCGCCAACGCUCCCCUCCCGCCCAACGCCGUCACUAUUUCAACGACGCCGCCCAUCGCGGACGAGGUGGUAAUCGUCGGCGCGGGCUCGUCGUCCGACGACGACUGUUUCGCUCCCUCGUCGCUCGACUCGCUCGACUGCACUAACUCAUACACAGAGAAAACUCGAGGCCGCCGGUUGGACAGCAGCGAGGUGCUGAUACUGAGCCCGGGCGCCGCUGGCGACUCGGGCGUAUUCGAUGACAGCGUCAACAAUGUCAAUAUCAACGACACCUCGCACGUGUCGGUGGUGACGGUAGGCAGCGAGGAACCGCGCGUGCGGGACUCGGCCGCGCCCGGCGCCGGCGCCCGGGUGGCGCGCCUCAGCCCCGACAGCUUCGAGAGCAGGAGAUCACAGUCGGACAGCGGGUCGGUGGCGUCGGAAGGGUCCCGGCGAGGCGCCGACGCGGACUCGCUCGCCACCUCACACUCGCACGACUCGCGCCGCUACUCUAACCCCAACAACGGCGUCAUAGUGAACCAGGACAGCCAAGUCCUAGAGAAUGGCAACCAAGAAGAACAUGUAGUGCUCCGAAGAAAAAACCAAGAUGGUCAGCCAAACAACAGGAUACAAAAGUCGAAAGAAGACAUCCACAUGGCUAACCUCAAGAAGAAGACGAGGAAACGCACGAGAAAGUUCGAGAUAGAUGGCGUGAUGGUCACCACCACCACUUCCAAAGUGAUAUGGGGUGACGAGGAAAGCGGCCGCACGUGGGACGACCACGCGCUCCGCAAGCAGGAGCUGCGCGAGAUCAAGAUGCUGCAGAAGCAGGAGCAGAAGCAGUUCCAGGACCUCAGCGCCAAGGAGCAGCAGCUGCGCGAGCAGCAGGACAAGCGAUUCGAAGCGGAGCUGGCGUCCCUAGCGCGCGCGCACGAGACCGACCUGGAGACGCUGGCGCGGGCGCAGCGCGCCGCCGCCGAGCGCGCCGAGCAGCAGCUGGAGGCCGAGCUGCGGCAGGCCGCCAAGCGGCUGCGCGCCGAGCACGAGCGCGACCUCAGGCACUUCAGGGACCAGCUCAAACAGGAGCUGCGGCUGCUCAAACAGGAAGUGGAGCUAGUAUCAAAGGACCGUCGCAAGGAGGCGUACAGACAGCGGCGAGCGCGGCUCGACGCCGAGCACGCCGAGCGCGAGCGUUCGUUCGUGGCGUCGCUCGCUGAAGCCGGCGACGCGCUGCUGCGGCGCAUGCACGAGCACCACCGCGAGCGGCAGGCGCUCACCGACACGCAGUACCUGCAGCAGCGGCAACAGAUAAUGCGAACCCGCGAAGCGGCCCUCUGGGAGUUGGAAGAGAAGCAGAUCCACGAGCGGCACCAGCUGGCCAAGCGACAGCUCAAGGAGGAGUUCCUGCUGCGGCGACACCAGAUGCUAGUCCGACACGACAAGGAACUCGAACAGAUCAAGAGGAAAAACACCCGCAAAGAGGAGGAGUUAGCCAAAGGCCAGGCGGUGGAGAAGCGCUCGCUGCCCAAGCGCAUCCGCGGCGAGAUGCGCGCGCGCGAGAUGAUGUUCCGCGAGUCGCUGCGCAUCGGCGCGCACCACGACGACGAGCGCGAGCGGCUCAAGAAGUUUCAAGAGAACGAAAAGCGGCGGUACCGCGCCGAGCAGCAGAGGUUGGCCACCAAACAUGCCAAGGCGAGGGAAGAGCUCAAGGCUGCCGGAGAGGCGUUGCUCCGCGAGCUCGAACAGUAUCAGAAUGAGAAGCGCAAGGCGCUCAUGAACCACGAGAGCAACAAGAUGAAGGCCGUCGAGGAGCGCUACUCGCACGAGCUCAAGGAGUGGCGCGCCACGCUCGGCGACCGCAAGAUGACGCUCAUUCAGAACUUCGCCAAGCAGCUGGACGAUCACGAGGCCAAGUACGGCAGGCCCAUCCCCGACCGCACUAUCUAUCUAGACGCCCCGUGGCCCAAGAAUGUCCUACAACACGUCCUAACAGCCUACCACCAGAGAAACUCCUUCAUGGGCUCCCUUAGCCGCUCAAGAACAAGUCUCAACUUGAUCGCUAGCACUCCAAACUCGACCCGACGCAGGAGCAUCAGCCCUCUUCAUCACCGAGCUACUAAAUCCGCUGCGACCAGCGCCAAUAACACCACCAAACGCGGCAAGCUCACUAAAGAACAGAGAUACGGAUCAACAUCUAAUCUUAAGCUGGUAUCUGAAAAAAUAUCAGGUUUCUCAGUAUUCUCAGGCCCAGACGAGAGAAGAGACCCGAUAAUGGCCUACGGAAACGAGUUCGAACCGAAACAGAGCAGCAUCGCCGAGGAAUCUAGAAGAAUAGAACGCUCGAAACCGGCUAUUAAUAAACCUGUAAUAAGAGCUAAGAGCCCUAACAUUAACAAGAAACUUAACAGGCAGAGUAUGUCCGAACAACUCUUCAGACUAACUGAGGAAACUGGCAUGAAGCGCAGCAUAUCUCAGCAGAGUUUGAAACAAGACAGAGCGCUGGAAGCGGUUAUGAUAGACCUCCCAUCCAUAGACAGCAAAUAUGACACAGUGAAAAGCACCAGCACUGUAGCCACGUGCUCUUCGCACGAAGGAAGCGAUUUAGACUACGAUGCAGUGUUGACUAAGCACUUUAGUAGGUGGGGGCCUGUUCGAGGUUCCAAUACGUACAGUGAUUCGGCGAGCGUGCCAGUCAGUCAGCUGUCCACGGUCAAUCUGAAGACGUUGAAGAAUGACGGACCCCCGGAUACGACCGCGUAGACUAGU